Molecule: messenger RNA, 2841 nt
Organism: Cannabis sativa
Lineage: Eukaryota; Viridiplantae; Streptophyta; Magnoliopsida; Rosales; Cannabaceae
Product: probable LRR receptor-like serine/threonine-protein kinase At4g37250
Exons: 2
Coding region: 344-2692 (782 amino acids)
Biological process (GO): protein phosphorylation
Molecular function (GO): protein binding; ATP binding; protein kinase activity
Source: RefSeq, a predicted model, not a curated record
AACAAAGCAAUUAGCAAACAACAGUUAAAGACAACAACAUGCCUUUGGCAUUUGCUAUCUUUGUUAAUUAUCCUCUAAAGUAUCUCUCUCUCUAUUUCUCUCCACAACUUCUCCAAUACCCAUAAUAGUGACCUUUAUGAUCUUUUGAUUCUCUCUAUUCUGCUCCAACUUUGGAGCUUAAACCAAACCCAGCUAAUCUCUGCUUACUUAACUCAGUUGAUUUGGUGACCCAAACAACAAACAACUGCAGUUGGUCACCAUCUUCAUUCUCAAGCUCUCUUUUUCUACACCAUGAACAACUAGUAUCCAACCAUGCGGAGAACAAGUUCUGUUUCAGAAAAAAAUGAGCUUCAAUACCAUUAAGGGACUCCAUUUUUGGUGGAGGGUCACUUCAUCAUUUUUCCUUCUUCAUCAUCUUCUUCACCAUUCUUCUUCUACUACUACAGCUCUCAAUUCAGACGGAAUUUUCUUACUUUCUUUCAAGUAUUUAAUCUUAAACGACCCUCUUUCAGCCUUGGAAACCUGGAAUUACUACGACCAAACACCUUGUUUAUGGAAAGGAAUCACUUGCUCAGAAAUCGGUCCACCUGGGACACUGGACAUGUUCAGAGUCACCAGCUUGGUCCUCCCUAAUAACCAACUUCUGGGUUCGAUCUCACCUGACUUGGGACGAAUUGAACACCUUCGUCACCUUGAUCUUUCCAACAAUUUCUUUAAUGGGUCAUUACCUUCCACCAUUUUCAACGCCUCUGAGCUUCAAGUGCUUUCUCUCUCUAACAAUGUGAUAUCUGGUCAACUUACUGACUCUGUUUCUGGUCUUAAAAGUCUUCAGUUUUUGAAUCUCUCUGACAACGCUUUUGCCGGAAAACUUCCCCAAAACCUUACUUCUUUGCAGAAUCUAACCGUUAUUUCCCUGAAAAGUAAUUACUUUUCUGGUAAAGUUCCCGGUGGGUUCAGUAAGGUUCAAGUAUUAGAUCUGUCGUCGAAUUUGCUUAAUGGGUCUCUUCCUUCGGAUUUUGGUGGAGAGAGUUUGAGAUUUUUGAACGUUUCUUAUAACAAGAUUUCAGGGAAUAUACCAUUGGAGUUUGCCAAACUAAUUCCGGUUAAUGCUACUGUUGAUCUUUCGUUUAACAAUCUUACCGGAGCAAUACCAGAAUCAAGUUCUCUGCUUUCUCAGAAAAAAGAGUUUUUCUCAGGAAACUCUAAUCUUUGCGGAAAGCCAUUAAAAAAUCUCUGUACAAUUCCUUCGAGUCUGUCUAAAGAACCUAAUGUCACUACUUCUUCUCCGGCCAUUGCAGCCAUACCCAAAACAAUCGACUCAACUCCGGUGACAGCUUCAAACGGAGCUCCGCCACAACAACAGCAGCAGCAGACAGGGCUAAAACCAGGUACAAUAGUCGGAAUAGUCGUCGGAGACUUAGCUGGAAUAGCUCUCUUAGCAAUGGUGAUUCUCUACGUCUACCAAAGCCGGAAAAGGAAACAUCUUGAUUCAUUAACGAAAUCUACUUCCGACCAUGGAAACAAAACGGGUUAUUAUAGCGGAAAACAGGACGACCCUGACACCAUUAAAGCCUCUACAUGGUCUUGCUUGACGAUUAAAGGUGAAGAGACAUCGGAAGAGACUAGCUCAGACAGUGACGGAGACGAGAGAAACAGAGAACCAGUAAGCGGUACUGGGCCUAGUCGGAAUGGAGGGUUGCUGGUUACAGUUGACGAUGACCAGUCGCCGGGGCUGGAGCUGGAGACUCUGCUUAAAGCUUCGGCGUAUACUUUGGGGGCAAACGGAGAAAGCAUUGUGUACAAAGCUUUAAUGGAGGAUGGGACUGCGGUGGUGGUGAGAAGAAUCGGGAAAAGUCAGGGGGAGAGGAUGAGAGAUUUCGAGAGCCAAGUUAGGUCCAUAUCGAAGGUCCGACACCCGAACUUGGUUCGGAUUCGUGGGUUUUACUGGGGCGAUGAGAAGCUUGUUAUCUAUGAGUAUGUCUCCAAUGGCAGCCUCGCUAACACCGGCAGCCGAAGAGCGGGGUCGUCACCAUGUAAUCAACCGCUUGAAAUUCGGCUUAAGAUAGCAAGAGGCAUUGCGAGAGGGCUAAGCUACAUCCACGAGAAGAAACAUGUGCAUGCCAAUAUUAAACCAAGUAAUAUACUUUUAAACAAUGAAAUGGAGCCCAUAAUUAGUGAUUUUGGCCUAGAUCGCCUUAUUCUCCCACCCGGAACUAGUACUCACAAGAGUGGUUCGGCUAGGUAUUUUGGAAGCCUAAAAUCGGCUUCCACUGCCACCCGCGACAGCCAAUAUGAUGUCACCUUUGGUGGUAGCCCGGGAUCAUCAUCUUUGGCUGCCGCGGGUGUGUCUCCUUAUCAAGCACCUGAGUCUAUGAAGAAUUUGAAGCCUAAUCCCAAGUGGGAUGUGUUUUCUUUUGGUGUUGUUUUACUUGAGCUUCUAACCGGGCGGGUUUUUUCAGACCGGGAAUUAGGGCAAUGGACCGGAUCCGGUUCGAUGGUUGAGGAUAAGAGCCGGGUUUUGAGAUUGGUUGAUGUUGGGCUGAGAGGUGAGGUAGAGUACAAGGAGGAGGCCUUGCUGGCAUGCUUGAAAUUAGGGUUUCAAUGUGCUUCUUUUGUCCCACAAAAGAGACCAACCAUGAAAGAAGCCCUCCAAGUGUUGGACAAGUUCACUUUCAUUUCUUUGGAACACUAAUGAUGUAUUAAUUUGUGCCACAACAAAAGUUUUUCUUAGGCUAAAAGCUUUAUUUCAUUUUUUUAAUUUCUUUCUCUGUAAUUUGUUUUUUCUUCAUCUUUUUGUUGACUUGGACAUUGCAUAAAAAGAAGGAAAUGUGUUGAUAAAAA